Messenger RNA from Sitodiplosis mosellana (orange wheat blossom midge), 2097 nucleotides. RefSeq names its product digestive cysteine proteinase 1-like. Gene Ontology annotation, molecular function: cysteine-type endopeptidase activity. Lineage: Eukaryota; Metazoa; Arthropoda; Insecta; Diptera; Cecidomyiidae. The transcript is spliced from 8 exons. The record is from RefSeq and is a predicted model, not a curated record. Bases 200 to 1858 code for a protein of 552 amino acids. Gene Ontology annotation, cellular component: lysosome. Gene Ontology annotation, biological process: immune response.
GUGUAUGCGUGCAACAAGUUGUGAGAAGAAUAAAAUGUAAGUUCAUCGGCUAUUUUCGAAAUUAGUUGAAGUGUUGCAGUCGAGUCGAUAGCACUGACUCGAACGAGGAGAAGGAAAAGAAAUACUUUCGCUUUUUAAAUUCACUUUAUCAUAUUCUGAGUUCAUUUUAUUUUCGCCGAGAAAUAAUCAAUAUUCUGCGAUGAAAUUGGUGUUUCUCGUUUUAAGUGCACUUUGUAUCGGUGCAUUGGCUACGAAACCACCAAGAUGGGAUCCCGUUUACACUGUGAAGGGUAUUUUAUAUAUUCCCUAUGCUGAAAUUGAAGAACCGUUCGAAGCAUGGUUUGACAAGCACACAAAUCGCUCGCGUAUCGAUUAUUAUGAUGGCACAGUGAAAACCUAUCAAUUGAGCCGUGAAGGUGAUUUUGGCACGUCAUUGAAAAUUGCCCCUGUUACAACCGACGAAAAACCAAAUGAAAUCACUUGCUUACAAGUUAACGGCACCAGUGAUAAUCGCAUCGAACCACAAUCCAUUUUACCCGAUUGCAGAGAGUUUACAUUGGCUGGUACCGAGAAUCUGCUUGGAUGGUCAUGCGACAAAUUCAUUUUCGAAGAAACCAUCGGCCAAAAGACCAACAAAUACACAAUGUGGGUGCGUUACGUCAAAUCACCAAAAUAUCCAGCUUCACGACAGCCAAUCCCUGUUCGUUAUGAAAUGCGUGGCUACAAUACAUUGUUGGGCUCACAUUAUGAUCAUUAUCAUCUUGACUACAAUUCAUACGUACACGAUGACAUUCCAGAUGAUAUCUUUGAAGUUGAUCAAGAUAAACCAUGCGUUGGUUUCCCCGGUCCAGGCAAUGGCCACUAUGCUACAUUCAAUCCAAUGAAGGAGUUCGUACACCCAGCCGAAUCGACGCAUGCUGAUCUUGAGCACAUUCGUUUCAUGCGAAAGCAUGGUGUUGUGUAUGCCACAACGGCCGAACGAGUGCAACGUCACAGUGUGUUUAUGCAAAACUUGCGUUACAUUCACUCAAAGAAUCGUGAACAAUUGGGCUUCAGUUUGGCGGUGAAUCAUUUGACCGAUCGCACACCAGAUGAACUCAAAGCAUUGCGUGGCUUCAAGAGAACGGUUGGCAUUUACAACGGUGGCAAACCAUUCCCAUAUGAAUUGGAUGAAGACACUUUGGAAGAUUUGCCAGAUGACUACGAUUGGCGUUUGUUUGGAGCCGUUACACCAGUGAAAGAUCAAUCCGUUUGUGGAUCAUGCUGGUCUUUCGGUACUAGUGGUGCCAUUGAAGGUGCUUUAUUCUUGCACAAUGGCGGCAAUUUGGUUCGUGUAUCGCAACAAGCUUUGGUCGAUUGCUCAUGGGGAUAUGGCAACAAUGGAUGCGAUGGUGGCGAAGAUUUCCGAGCCUACUCGUGGAUCAUGCACAACGGUGGUAUUCCAACCGAGGAAUCGUACGGUGGCUACAAAGGCCAAGAUGGAUUUUGUCAUGUUGGAGCUUCGAACGUUACACUCGUUGCACCAAUCACCGGUUGGGUCAAUGUUACCACUGGCAAUCCAAACGCUUUAAAAGUUGCUCUUCUCAAACAUGGUCCAAUAUCCGUUGCCAUUGACGCCUCACACAAGGCAUUCAGCUUCUACUCGCAUGGCGUUUACUUCGAACCAAAAUGUGGAAACAAAGAGAACGAAUUGGAUCAUGCCGUCUUGGCUGUUGGCUAUGGCAUCAUGAACGGUGAACAAUACUGGUUGGUCAAGAACAGUUGGAGUAACCUCUGGGGUAACGACGGCUAUGUUUUGAUGUCAGCUCGUGACAACAACUGUGGUGUUCUUACUACCCCAACCUACGUUACUUUCUAAGCAAAUUUUAAAACACUCAAUUCAACUAUUAAGCAACAUUUUAUAUUAAAAUACAAUUUUAUUUUUCACUCCAUACCAGCCAACCAAACGCGAUAGAUGGUCUGCUACGGCAGAACAUUGAUAUUAGAAACAAAUGUUUAAGAAUCAAUUCAUUUUUUUUUUUCAAGCCAUAAAUACAUUAUUUUGUAGCCAUUGAUACUAUUUUUUGAAGAAAAUAAUAAAUUUUCGAGAAAAUUAAA